This is a messenger RNA of Camelus dromedarius (Arabian camel), 7636 nucleotides long. RefSeq names its product ankyrin repeat and FYVE domain containing 1 (gene ANKFY1). Gene Ontology annotation, molecular function: protein binding; metal ion binding. The coding region runs from base 170 to 3736 and encodes 1188 amino acids. NCBI's taxonomy places the organism in Eukaryota, Metazoa, Chordata, Mammalia, Artiodactyla, Camelidae. The transcript is spliced from 25 exons. The record is from RefSeq and is a predicted model, not a curated record.
UUGUGGAGCCGCGCGGGAAGGCGCGGAGCUGUGGGGGCGCUGCUGGCUGGGCGCAGCGGCUCUGAGAGGGAACGGCCGGGCGUGGUCGCAUGGAGCACAGCGGGUCUCGCGAGCCUUCCUCUCCAGCCUCUCCGAGGCGCCUGGGGCCGGGGUCCUGAGCGCUAUUCCUAUGGCAACGCCCCUCUGGCGGUCCUGGACCCCACGGGAUCACGGCGGGAUGCGGAGCUGGUCGCGAGAAGAAGUGGCCAAGUUGGAGAAGCACUUGAUGCUUCUCCGACAAGAGUAUGUCAAGCUGCAGAAGAAAUUGGCAGAGACAGAGAAGAGAUGCACUCUUCUGGCUGCGCAAGCCAACAAGGAAAGCAGCAACGAGUCCUUCAUCAGCCGCCUGCUGACGAUCGUGGCCGACCUGUACGAGCAGGAGCAGUACAGUGAUCUGAAGAUAAAGGUUGGGGGCAGGCACAUCAAUGCUCACAAGUUUGUCCUGGCGGCCCGCAGUGACAGCUGGAGUCUGGCCAGUUUGUCUUCCACCGAGGAGCUGGACCUGUCAGAUGCUAACCCUGAGGUGACAGUGACAAUGCUUCGCUGGAUCUAUACGGAUGAAUUGGAGUUCAGAGAAGAUGAUGUGUUCCUGACUGAGUUGAUGAAACUAGCUAAUCGGUUUCAGCUACAGCUCCUUAGGGAGAGAUGUGAGAAGGGUGUGAUGUCUCUGGUGAAUGUCAGGAACUGCAUCCGCUUCUAUCAGACUGCGGAGGAGCUGAACGCCAGCACGCUGAUGAACUACUGUGCAGAAAUCAUAGCGAGUCAUUGGGAUGACUUACGGAAGGAGGACUUCAGCAGCAUGAGUGCUCAGUUGUUGUACAAAAUGUUCAAAUCUAAGACUGAGUAUCCGUUACAUAAAGCUAUCAAAGUGGAGCGAGAAGAUGUGGUCUUCCUUUAUCUAAUUGAAAUGGAUUCACAGCUCCCUGGGAAGCUGAAUGAAUUGGAUCAUAAUGGAGAUCUUGCUUUAGAUCUAGCCCUUUCGCGGCGACUGGAGAGUAUUGCCAGCACACUGGUUAGUCACAAAGCUGAUGUGGACAUGGUGGACAAGAAUGGCUGGAGCUUGUUACAUAAAGGAAUCCAAAGAGGAGAUCUCUUUGCUGCCACUUUCCUCAUUAAGAAUGGGGCCCUUGUCAAUGCUGCGACGUUGGGUGCCCAGGAGACGCCAUUGCACCUUGUGGCAUCGUACAGUUCAAAGAAGCACUCAGCAGAUGUAAUGUCCGAGAUGGCGCAGAUUGCAGAGGCCCUGCUGCAGGCUGGUGCCAACCCCAACAUGCAGGACAGCAAGGGCAGGACUCCCUUACACUUGUCCAUCAUGGCCAGGAACGAAUACGUGUUCAAUCAGUUGCUGCAGUGUAAACAGUUAGAUUUAGAGCUGAAGGACCAUGAGGGCAGCACCGCUCUGUGGCUUGCAGUGCAGUACAUCACCGUGUCUUCCGACCAGUCUGUAAACCCCUUCGAAGACCUCCCCGUGGUAAAUGGGACUUCAUUUGAUGAAAACAGCUUUGCGGCCAGACUCAUUCAGCGUGGCAGCAACACCAAUGCACCUGAUACAGUAACAGGAAAUUGCUUACUGCAGCGGGCAGCUGAAGCAGGAAAUGAGGCCGCAGCUCUUUUCCUGGCAACCAGUGGCGCCCACGUCAACCACAGAAACAAGUGGGGAGAAACCCCGUUGCACACAGCCUGUCGGCACGGCCUGGCCAACCUCACCGCAGAGCUCCUGCAGCAGGGGGCCAACCCAAACCUGCAGACGGAGGAGGCCCUGCCGUCGCCAAAGGAGGGUGCAUCCCUGCCCAGCUCCGCAGACAGCGUCUACCUGCAGACACCGCUGCACUUGGCGAUUGCCUAUAAUCAUCCAGAUGUCGUGUCUGUCAUCCUGGAGCAGAAAGCUAAUGCUCUUCAUGCCACCAACAACUUGCAAAUUAUUCCGGACUUCAGCCUCAAGGAUUCCCGAGACCAGACUGUGCUGGGCCUGGCACUGUGGACUGGCAUGCACACGAUCGCAGCCCAGCUGCUGGGCUCCGGGGCUUGCAUCAACGACACCAUGUCGGACGGGCAGACCUUACUGCAUAUGGCCAUGCAGCGGCAGGACAGCAGGAGCGCGCUCUUCCUGCUGGAGCAUCAGGCGGACAUAAACGUCAGGACUCGGGAUGGGGAGACAGCCCUCCAGCUCGCCAUCAGAAAUCAGCUUCCGCUUGUAGUGGACGCCAUCUGCACCCGGGGCGCUGACAUGUCCGUGCCCGACGAGAAGGGGAACCCCCCGCUGUGGCUCGCGUUGGCCAGUAACCUGGAGGACAUCGCAUCCACUCUGGUCAGACAUGGUUGUGAUGCCACGUGCUGGGGUCCAGGACCUAGCGGGUGCCUCCAGACCCUGCUGCACAGAGCCAUUGAUGAGAACAACGAGUCCAUCGCCUGCUUUCUUAUUCGCAGUGGCUGUGAUGUGAAUAGUCCCAGACAACCUGGUGCUAAUGGAGAAGGAGAGGAGGAGGCCAGAGAUGGGCAGACCCCCUUGCACUUGGCAGCCUCCUGGGGGCUGGAGGAGACGAUACAGUGUCUUCUGGAGUUUGGUGCCAAUGUAAAUGCACAGGAUGCAGAAGGCAGAACGCCUGUCCACGUGGCCAUCAGCAACCAACACGGCGUCAUCAUUCAGCUAUUGAUUUCUCACCCUGAGAUCCACCUGAACGUACGAGACAGACAGGGCCUGACCCCCUUUGCCUGCGCCAUGACCUACAAGAACAAUAAGGCAGCCGAGGCCAUCCUAAAACGAGAGUCUGGGGCUGCUGAGCAGGUGGAUAACAAGGGCCGGAAUUUUCUUCACGUGGCAGUUCAGAACUCUGACAUUGAAAGUGUCCUGUUCCUGAUCAGUGUCCAAGCUAACGUGAAUUCCAGAGUCCAGGAUGCUUCCAAGUUGACCCCUUUGCACCUUGCUGUGCAAGCAGGCUCAGAGAUUAUUGUCCGCAAUCUGCUUCUUGCAGGAGCCAAAGUGAAUGAAUUAACCAAGCACCGCCAGACCGCCCUCCAUCUCGCUGCCCAGCAGGACCUGCCCACCAUCUGCUCAGUCCUCCUGGAGAAUGGAGUGGACUUUGCUGCUGUGGAUGAGAAUGGAAACAAUGCUCUUCACCUCGCGGUCAUGCAUGGCCGGCUCAACAACAUCCGGGUCCUCCUGACGGAGUGCACCGUGGACGCCGAAGCCUUUAAUCUAAGAGGCCAGUCGCCCCUGCACAUUUUGGGACAAUAUGGCAAAGAGAAUGCAGCAGCCAUCUUUGAUCUCUUCUUGGAGUGCAUGCCUGAGUACCCUCUGGAUAAGCCAGAUGCAGAAGGAAACACGGUGCUGCUCUUAGCCUACAUGAAAGGGAAUGCCAACUUGUGCCGCGCCAUCGUCCGCUCUGGGGCCCGCCUUGGGGUGAACAACAACCAGGGAGUCAACAUCUUCAACUACCAGGUUGCCACCAAGCAGCUGCUGUUCAGACUGUUAGACAUGCUGUCCAAGGAGCCCCCAUGGUGCGACGGCUCCAAUUGCUACGAGUGCACUGCCAAGUUUGGAGUCACAACUCGCAAACAUCACUGUCGUCACUGCGGACGUCUUCUUUGCCAUAAAUGCUCGACCAAGGAGAUUCCUAUUAUAAAGUUUGAUCUGAACAAGCCUGUGCGAGUUUGCAACAUUUGCUUUGAUGUACUGACUCUGGGUGGGGUCUCCUAGUGAGCCCCCAGGAAGGUCCAGGCCACAUCCUCAGUCGCCUCCCCAGCAGCUGCUCUGCUCACCAGCCUGACCCCACCCAGAGCAGGAGCUGGCAGUCGUCUUCCUGCGGCGAUAGACUGCAACAGUUAAGGACCAUGGUGUGAUAGAUCCCAUUUCAAAUGAUUCUGUAUGAUUGUCAGACUGUGAUCAAGUUCACUAGAUGUCUCAUUCAUUGGACCAGGCCAUCUAGCCUAAGUGAUAAAUGUGAUAGGAAUUAAACCCCAUUCUGCUAACUACGUACAAGGACAGUUUGAAAAGCAUUUUCCCUUCCAGUAGCUUAGUGUCCAUCUCAGAGCAUUCAUGAAGUCUUCCUGCCUGGGCAGACUUUCUAGGCAGAGCCUCACAGUAGAAAGCUGGCGUCUGGCUGCCUGACGAGAGCUGGCUUUACUCUAGGGUAAGUGGCUGUGGACUUCUGCACAGUGUUUUCAUAAAGAUAAUAGGAUCCUCUUGCCCUGAAGUCUCUCUCUCUUUUUUUUUUUUUUUUUUUUUUUGAAAAGCUAAGCUAUAUUUUUAGUGAGCUACCCCUUUAAAAAAGGUGAAAUCUUUCUAAACAGGGUUCAAAGAUGAGAGCUGAACAAUUGUGGCCUUAACAACUGAAAGCUUUACCAGUAUUCAUGCUACUCGGGCGUCAGGAUUGCAUUUUGGCAGCUUGACACCCCCUAGCAGCCGUCUCAUUCUCUCAUCUUGCUGUGUCCUGUCUGUGGAGUCCUCAGUCAUCUGCUACUAGGCAGUGGUAGAGGAGAUGCACUUUUAUUGUGCUGCACUUUUUAUAUAGCUGCAUUAUUGGUGAUUCCAAUUUUAAAAUCCAUGUUCAAAAAUGCCCUCGCACACCUGUGCAUCAGCGAGUCUAAUGAUUAGCUGUGACUGGACCUCCGCUCACACUGAGUCUUAAAGGGACAAUUCCUGCGGAGUGUCAUUUGGAGCAAGAACGUCACACGGGCCCAGGGAUGAGAAAGGGAGUCUCCAGCCUCCCAUCUCCUGACAUGAGUGCCUCUUGCUGAAACCCUCCCAGUUACGCUGUGAGUGCUGUUGGUCCCAGGUCCCAGUGCUGUGUAGCUUGCUCUGCCCCCAGGAGAGCUGGCGGCCGAGGGCCCCGUUUUGGAAGGCUCACUCGUAUGCUGAGUGAGGUCCCCAGAGCUUAUUGGACCUUAGUCGCUGCUAGUACACACGUUAACCCUGAGAUGUUAAACUCCUUUUCCUUUGAAGGUUUGGCCAGUUUUUUGAAAGAUGCACAUUUAAAGAGAAACUUCUACCACUGCUAAAAAACACACAAAAACUCUGAGAUGAACAAUAUGUGUUAUAUACAGUUAUACUCAGAGAUUAACAAUCUCAAUCAUACAUACUGAUUUUUUCAGACAUUUAAAUAACCACUACAUUUUUUUUUGCAUUAAUGAAGAUAUGGAUAUAUGUGUAAAAGGGACUAAAUAUUUUUUUGCAACGCCUGUUUUUUUGUUUGUUUGUUUAUUUGGAUAGUGGUAUGUCUUCCAUGUUGCUGUAGAUUUAUACAUCCUAUUGCCUAAAUAUGUGUGUAAAAUGAGCUGAUAAACCAGAGUGCUACUUUUUCUUAAUACUUCUGUGAUUUAUAAGAUAUAUAUGCUUUCUAUGUUAAUAGGAGCUUGUGCACAAUGUUUAAAAGAAAGAAGUAAUUAGAAGAGUUCCCUUGUCCCCUAAAGUCUGUGACAUAUUUCAUAUAGAAUUUUUAUGGAAAAACAGCUAGUCUUGGCAAACACCUGACCAUGUGAAGCAUGGGGUCAAGUUUUUGUUUUCUGUUGCCUGAACCGGGCCUGGGGAAAUGGGGCUUAGUUAGGUGGCUUGGUUCUUUAAUUGGAAAGUAAGAUAAUUACGCUUCAGAUACGAAUUGAGGCGGUCGGUACUUUUUAUACCUGUUCUUUUAAUGUUCGUGGUGGAGAGAGGAUGGGAAUUCAGUCAGCAAUGAGGCUGAUUGUCCUGCCCCUGUGCUACCAGACCAAUUUCAAUAGCAAUCUUGCCUCUAAUUGCACUUAAAAGUCUUAAAAUCAUGUUUAAAAUAGGUUUUUGAGUCCAGCUUCUUUUUCCUCACGGAGUCCAGGGAUAGAGACGGUACUUAGCCACCGAGGGCUGCAGGAACAUCGUGUGAGUUCUGCAUUGGCUUCAGGAUGCGUUCUUGUAGAGGCAGAUAAAGCACCUUUCCAGAGUCUUGGGAAGCCCCCUGACAGGCUGAUGCUCACAGGGCUGCGCACACACGCUCCUUGAGUGGUGGCUGCCCUGGUGGGACUUUACAUGCUCUUGGCCCCCUUUGUACUCUCCACCCUGUCGAGACUUGACUGUACAACUGCCUAGCUGUUCUUGUUAAAUUUUAAUCCGUGGCUUAAAUACUAGUAGCAAAAACUCAGUUUUAUUCAUUCAGAAAGUUGCCAGCUAUGAAUGAGUAAGCAGGAAGAAUAAACUUCAGUGGGAUGUAAUUCGCUGUACCAGUCGACAUUAUUACACUGAAUUAGCUUUUUAACUGCCUAUUGCUCAUCACCAGAUUUGGAUGCAGUGUAUUCUCAACAGUCUUGACUUUUUAAAAAGAUGAAGGUACAAACCAUGUGCUAUCUAUAGAUCGAAAGGCUGAGACUAACCUGCUAUGAUCCCCUAACACAGGACUUUCCCACAGACUUAAGUGCCUACACUUAGGACUUCUUAAUUUUCAGUUAUCUUUUUAGUGGCGUCUCUCUGAAUGAUGUAUUGGAACAUGUGUUCCGUUUGAAGUUUGUUGCCUGUGCUUGUCAACCCCAAUUACCAGUUUGGUCAAGGCCGGGUUAGAUUGCUCAGUUCACCUGCCAUAUUCUCUCCAGGAGUGGGGUCCAUGUGACUGUUUGUCCUCUACCUCAGAGUCCUGAGUUGUUUGUGACUGCCGUGUUCAGCUUCCUCAACUCUUCUCCCUGAAUGGGGCCCUGCAUGGAACUCCGCGUGCUUGCGGGUCUCCCUCCUGUUGUAUUGAACAGUAUCGUGCUAAUGUUGUCUGCAGGCAGGAAGUGGAGGAAAUGCCUUGGGAUGGGGGAGAGCCUUGAUCUCCAUCUAGUUUUUUCUUUUUUUAAUCUGGAGAAAAAACCCUAUUGAACUAUGUAAUGCUUAGAUCUGAAAGGCAAACUAACUCCCCAGGUGACAGUAGCAUGAGCAAGUGUGACACUUCCGCAACAGCCCCACUUGGAGCUUGCAGGCUGAGGCUGAGGGAGCUCCUGAAACAGGCUUUCUUCCAGGACCUGGGAUGGCUUCCCACUGGGCCGGCCCCUCCUAAUUUGAAGCACCAAAGCCCCUGACCCCAUCCAGGGAAAGAAGAAAGUGAGGGAAACAACUUCCUUAAAGGGAUUUGGAAGCCACAUGCUAAUUUUUGGAAGUAAUUUAGUGAAGAGCUGAUUUUUUGACAAGACAUAAACUAAACACUUAGUAAAUUCCUAGAAGUUACAGAUGCCUUAAAGACUUUCUUUGGAAGAUCAUUGCCUGUACAGUUACUUUUUUGUGUGGCAUAAAUAAUAUAUUAACCUGCUACAACUGACAACAUUGGUUUUCUGUAGCUAGCGAGUCUUGAGUGGGUAGCCUGCUCAACUAUGACUUACUGGCCUUUUUUGGCAGCUGUGUGCGGUUGGCUGUUACCGUGACAGACCUGUGUGACAUACCGAGGGGAAGGGCUGGGCAGAAACUGCAGGCACACACGGGUUGAUCGCCUAGGCUUGCAGGCUGGUCCGGGUGGGGCUCAGUGUGGGACGAGGCCAUCAUAUAGGACCACGGCGCUUAUCAGCAUUGUUUCUUUGGAGUCCGUGUAAUGGAAUGUAUUUUUCAAAUAUUGAUAUUUGCAUUUUCUGUAACAAUUCCUUACAAAUAAAAUGAGGUAAAACUGCA